AUGCGGUGCUUCCCGUGGAACAGUGCGGUGCUGGCUUUAAGCCUUCUAGUGCAAGUGUGCAGUGCGGGUAUAUUCGGACCAGCUCGAGACGCGGUACGUGAAGCGUUUAACGAAGACGACUGGGAGCCGGUGUACCGGAUAUACGAAAACCACGAGUGGGACUCCCACGACGACUAUCUCAGUCAGGAACGCAGCGCGCGCUUCGGUGAUAAAGACGAUUCUCAGUUCCGCUCCUGGAAACUCGACCAGUGGCACCACGACAAGAUACACAAGGUGAAAGUGGAGCUCUAUGACGACGGCGACGAGGUGGCGGAAUUUGAGUUCGAGGGCACUCUGCAGAACUUGACCAGCUUCUUCUCGCAUGCCAAUCUCCGCCGAUCCUCUUACGGCGACAUCCCCGAUGGGCUCAGCGGUCGGCCAUUUCCCGGCGACGACUUCAGCUUUGACGGGGACGACGACUCGCGCCACUGGGCGAUCAGCUACCGCCACAGGGGCGAUUGUCGAAAUGACGAGGGCUGGAUACAGGUGAUCGACAAGCCAACGCCAGGUCGCGACCGCUGCGUCUGCGGCUAUGAGAACGUGGCAAAAUACCCAACCAUCAUGUACGCCAAGGGAAACCGGAAGGCGCGCUGGAGCGAUAAAAACGCUGUUGGUCACGCGGACAUGAUGCAGGUGUCUGUGAGUCACGUGCCGUACCCCGCGCGUCAGCAGCCACAACCUCCCGUGGUGCAGCAGCCCGCCGCGAUACCUCAACAACCACAACAGCUGCAACCGCAGAUGAUGUCAAUGCAAAAUUUUAUGUUUGAAUUGAAGAAAUAAAUUUCCUUUAUACUGUUAUAUAUAUUCAUUCAGAAUAUAUAAAUUAUUCUGUAGUUGAUACAGAUAUAUCAUCAUGAUUAAUAUUGACCUUCUAUAGGAAAAAUUAAGGGUGCUCUUAAAA
This is a messenger RNA of Dreissena polymorpha, 940 nucleotides long. RefSeq lists its product as uncharacterized. NCBI's taxonomy places the organism in Eukaryota, Metazoa, Mollusca, Bivalvia, Myida, Dreissenidae. The record is from RefSeq and is a predicted model, not a curated record. The transcript is spliced from 5 exons. Bases 1 to 819 code for a protein of 272 amino acids.